GGACAAAGGAAAUCUGGCACCACCAUAUUCCACAAACACAACCCUUUCCUCGUCAGUCCCAUCAUGUCGGUCGUCAGUCAGGUUGUAAGCAGCCUUACAGGCUCCCACCAUGAGUAUGACCUCGUUGUGGUCGGGAGUGGAUUUGCUGGCUCCAUGACGACGUUGAACUUUCUCGAGGAAUGCAAAAGGCUCGGCAGAAGGGGUAGGGUGGCGUUGAUCGAGGCUGGUAAAGAAGGUGAACGAUGCGGUGCAAGCAGGUGGACAAUGGCAUACCUGCGACUGGACAAAGACAACAACUUCGAUUCGGACUGGAAGCACGAAAUGAAGCGCGUCAGCGAGGGGCUGGCGGACCAGGAAUAUUGCGCCAAAAUGGAGAAAGAAGUCCCCAUAACUGCCCAGUAUCUGCUCGACCACGGAGUGAAACUCAACCAUCAUGAUGAGAAGAAUGUCCUGCUGGAGUUCAAUACCAAUCAGCACUUCGUCUUCCCGGAGGGUGGCGGCCAUGCAAUCAUCAACGCCCUGUUCGACCAUAUCCGCAAAUUCGAGAAUGUAACAAUAAUGUGGGAGACGCAAGCAGAACACCUGCUGACCCACGAUGACGGAACUGUCUACGGCGUCAAAGUUCGAAAGGCAGAUGGACACAUGACAAAAGUCCGCGGUAAGAAAGUCAUGUUGGCUUGCGGUGGGUUCGAAGGCAACCGUGAAAUGCUGGGCAAAUAUGUAGGACCACGGACAGAGCAUCUUGAGCUCAUUGCACCUGGCCUCAAGUACAAUACCGGCUUCGGCCUGAAGAUGGGGUUAGAAGUUGGUGCUGCCGUGGCAGGUUCGAUGAGUGGUAUGCACUGUGAACUCGUCGACAUCCGAGCCAAGAAGCCUGAUGCAGUAAUCUGGGGCCACAACUACGGUAUUGUGGUGAACGAGCACUCCAAGAGGUUCUAUGAUGAAGGCAAACGACACCUGUUUUCCACGUUCGAGAUGAUUGCCCUUGAGACCUGGCGAGAUCAUAACCAGAAAUCCUACUUCAUCACGGACAGUCCCAUCAUGGAGCGCUUCCGACCAGGCUGGGUCUAUGAUACCACAGACCAAGAGCCUGAAAAGAGCGACACCAUCGAGGGCUUGGCCGAAAAGCUGGGGCUGGAUCCGAAAGAGCUGAAGAAGACCGUGGAUGAGUUUAACGCGGCCAUCAACGAUAAGGAAUUCAACCUGAUGGCACUUGAUGGCAAGAGGACACAGGGCCUGAACCCUGACAAGACCAACUGGGCCAACCCCAUCAACAAACCCCCGUAUUACGGAUAUCCAAUGAAAGCACAACUUACCUUCACUUACGGCGGACUCAAGUGCGACCUUGAUUCGAGGGUGCUUGCCACGACAGGGGUCCCGAUUCCAGGACUGUACUGUGCCGGAGAGUUGAGCGGCUUGUUCUAUAACGAAGUAAGUUCAUCCUUCCAAAGUAAAGAUAUGUUGCUGACCCAGCUGCAGUACCCGCCCGCAACGAGUGUGCUCCGCUCGCUCACCUUUGGCCGCAUUGCCGGCCGCGACGCCGCUCAAGCUCUGUAA
This is a messenger RNA of Cladophialophora immunda, 1557 nucleotides long. RefSeq lists its product as uncharacterized. The record is from RefSeq and is a predicted model, not a curated record. The transcript is spliced from 21 exons. NCBI's taxonomy places the organism in Eukaryota, Fungi, Ascomycota, Eurotiomycetes, Chaetothyriales, Herpotrichiellaceae. Bases 64 to 1557 code for a protein of 497 amino acids.